AUUACCUGGAUGACGUGUUAGGCGUAGGCGAUUUGUUUCAUUUACGCAGUGACGAAUGCAAUGUUGUGAGAAUUGGAAGCAUACAUCGAAGUAGUGGGCUAGGCAACUGUUAAUUUGUUGGAAAAGAUGUCAGGAUUUGAUGAUAACCCUUUUGUGGAUCCUGUGGACGUUAAUCCGUUUAAGGAUCCAUCUGUUGUUGAAGUAACCAGCACAACCAUGGAUGGAAUUCAGGAAUACAACCCUUUCUCAGCCAGUGGACAGGGGAACUAUAAUGAAACUACCAUCCCCAUCUCUGAGGGUUCUUCCCAGCCAGCAGUUCUGCAGCCUUCCCCGGAGCCCAGUCUGCAGGCCUCAGCAUCUGCUGGUCAGGCAAAGCUCCUCAAACAGCAAGAAGAGCUGGAGAAGAAGGCAGCUGAGUUAGAACGCAAGGAGCAGGAACUUCAGAACAGAGGAUCCUCCUUGGGUCCAGAGAAUAACUGGCCCCCACUGCCAAAGUUUUUCCCCAUAAAGCCUUGCUUUUAUCAGGAUUUCGAUGAAGAAAUUCCUGUAGAGUACCAUAGGGUUUCCAAGAUGAUGUACUACCUCUGGAUGUACCAUUGUGUCACCCUCUUCCUUAACAUCCUGGCCUGUUUGGCUCAUUUCACUGUGGAUGCUGCACACGGGGUGGACUUUGGCUUGGCAAUUCUGUGGUUCAUUUUGUUCAGCCCAGCCGCCUUCCUCUGCUGGUACAGACCUGUAUACAAAGCCUUCAAGUCAGACAGCUCCUUCAAUUUCUUCUUCUUCUUCUUCAUCUUCUCCUUCCAAGUGGUGGUGUACAUCAUCCAGAGUGUUGGCAUUCCAUACUGGGGAAAUAGUGGUUGGAUAUACUCAAUCUCUGUGAUCGGGACUAACCUGGCUGUGUCUGUGUUCAUGAUGGUAGUGGCUGGCUUCUUCACAGUGUCCGCUGUAAUGUCCGUCGUCUUGUUGAAAAUGGUGCAUGGCAUGUACAGGAGAACUGGGGCCAGCUUUCAAAAAGCCCAGCAGGAGCUCUCCACCGGUGUCGUCAGUAACAGAACCUUCCAGAGUGCUGCAUCUACAGCUGCUCAGACUGCUUUUCAGAGGAACUAGCAGUUGCAAAGUCCUCUCUAUCUAUCUAUCUCUCUCUCUCUCUCUCUCUAGCUGUUUUUCUCUCUGUUGGUCUGACUCCAAGAUAGUCUGUUGCCAUCACAUACUUACAGAAGGUGUUUGGGUUUGUACACAUGUGAACUGUUUUAAAACUAUCUUAUGAAAUUCAAAUAUAUAAGUUCCCAUGAUUUAGGGCAAUGCAGAGAAGGAUGUAGAAUUAUAAUGUUUCAGCCUUACUUUUACUGGUUUGAACAGAUAUCUGCCUUGUGCCUCUUUGUUUACUUUAGGUUUUCCUCCCAAUAAUGUAGACAGACUAGAAAUGGUAGCAUCUUAAUUACACGUAGAGUUGUGUUACAUUUGUACAUGUACAUUAUGUAGUAUUUGUUACAGAAAUUUGUUAGCUUUGUGCUGCAUCACACAUUUCAAAGUGCACUUGAAUGUACUUCCAAGUGACGCACAUUCCCAAAUGUGUCUGAAAGUUCCUUCUUCAAACACUGUACAUUCAUACUUGCAGACAAAAUACUAUGAAAUGAGUGAUAAGUCGUUACAUGUUAACAGGUUAUUCUGCCUCUUGCAAAUGGUUUAGUAAGAAAUUACAUUUUCCAGUUUCAUUUUCGACAUGAACAGCUGGCUUCUUGAAUUAAAUAGGAGCCUAGCUCUUUUAGUUAGUAACAUGUUCAAUCAGUUGAUACGUCUACUUUGCAUUAACUUCAGAUUACAUUAAUGAUAUUGUGCUUCACUGCCUGAAAAGCCAGUACUUCAUUCAAGCCACAAUUGGAGGUGGUCAGAAAUGGAUUUUAAUCACAUUCAACACAUUCAAGAUCUUAAACGCUCACUAUUUGCAUACAACAAUGAAAAUACUUCUUGUUCUCUAGAGCAAUUGUUUUAGACUAUGAGCCUCCAUCACCUAUUUAUCAACUAGAGACUAAUCUUCAUAUUG
Molecule: messenger RNA, 2044 nt
Organism: Clupea harengus (Atlantic herring)
Lineage: Eukaryota; Metazoa; Chordata; Actinopteri; Clupeiformes; Clupeidae
Gene: scamp2l
Product: secretory carrier membrane protein 2, like
Biological process (GO): protein transport
Cellular component (GO): trans-Golgi network membrane; recycling endosome membrane
Source: RefSeq, a predicted model, not a curated record